AGAAACGGGAGAAGCUGUGAAGAAGUGCUGUCCGCGACACAGACCCUUGUUGAAGAAGUGAAAGAAAACAAAAACAUGGCAUUACUGUCUCUAUCAUAAGAGGAGCUUGGCCACCUCUCACUCUCUGUGUGUGUCUUUAAGAAAUGGCUCAACCGUCUCAACAGUGGUCUCACAAGGACACAGAGACACUGAUCAGAUGGCGAAUGGCCCACAGCUAUUUAUUCUCAGGCUGGAGAAACACAUGCAGAAAUGGCUGGGAGAUGUUCAUACAAGAGUCAAUCCUAAACCUGGAUGGAAAUAUUACUUCUCAAAGAGCAAAACGAAAGUGGGAGAAUCUAAAAUGCAAAUACAAGGUCUUAAAAGCUCUUGCGAAGGAUGUGGAAACGGUUAAACCUGAAUCCUGGCGAUGGUUCAGACUCAUGGAAAAGGCUGUUGAUGGUGACCCAGGAGACAUCGACCCUCCUAAACCCACUUUAUUAUCUAACCUGGCUGACGAACCCGAUUGUGCAGCCCAGCCCAGCAAGAAGAUGUAUCAGGUGGAAAUGGGGAGUGAUAUUCUCGAAUUACUAACACACUCCGUGAUCGAAGUCAACACUCAAACAACAGUAGCUGAUGUAGGACCCUCGUCAGACACAGCUGAAAGCGUGAAAGAGAAACAAAUAGAAAAAAGCCCAUCAGAGACUCAAGGCGAGCUACAUUUGGAAAGAGCCAAACUCAGAAGAGAGCGACUGUUUCUAGAAAAGGAGCACGCGGACCUGGAUCGAGAACGGUUGCUUCUGGAACGCGAAAAAUCUGUCGCAGAAAGAGAGAAAACGGCGCUGGAAAGAGACAGAGCGCAGCUGGAAAAGGACAGAGCAGCGGUUGACAGAGAAAGAGCGUUCUUGGAACAGGACAGAGCGAGGCUUGAACGGGACAGGGCGGCUCUUGAAAGAGACAGAGAGACGGUCAACGCCAUGGUUCUUAGGACAAAGGGCACAGGACACACUGAAACAGACUCGCCAUACGCAGAGGACAGAAAAAGAUUAAUAUUUUUGUUUGAAAAACUCAUUGAGAGAUUUUGAGAUCAUUCUGAUGCACUGAAAGAGGUCAGUGUUGAUUAUUUGGAGGGUAUUUAAGAUAUUAAAGCACUUAAACAGAUGUUCACUUUACACUUAAACUGCAGUUCACUCAAAAAUGAACACUCUAUCUUUAUUUAACACCCAUUUACUAUCCCAUAGUAUUUAUUUUUCCAAUUAUGCUGUAAAUGGGUGGAGAGAUAUUUUUGUUUAUUGACAUAUUUUCAUUUGUGUUUAGCAGAACAUAGACAUUGCUGCAGGUUAAAAAGAAUUGUACAUUUUUGGUGAACUGUCCCUUUAAGAGAAAGCACUUCAUGCAUAAGUUUCCACUUUAAACGUUUUUGAGGAUUCUCACAUUUCCUGAUGUAGUUCUCGAGUUCAUUGUAGUUCACUACAAAGCAUAAUUGAUAAUAAAUAAUGUUCAGUU
Messenger RNA from Danio rerio (zebrafish), 1482 nucleotides. Its product is annotated as zgc:113426. Lineage: Eukaryota; Metazoa; Chordata; Actinopteri; Cypriniformes; Danionidae. The record is from RefSeq and is marked validated.